AUGGCAUCUGUAUUUCGAAAACCGGCGGACGCCGAUAGAAACGUCAAGGCAACGCUAUACGUGGGCAAUCUUGACCCUCAGGUCAACGAGGCUCUUCUAUAUGAACUUCUCAUACAAUUUGCACCAAUCAGAUCAUUGAACCUACCAAAAGAUAGAGUGCUGGGUACUCAUCAAGGGUAUGGAUUCGUAGAGUUUAGGGGCAUUGAAGACGCAAAUUAUGUUUUGGAAAUACUAAGAGGGGUCAGACUAUAUGGAAAGUCCCUUAAACUACGCCGGGCAGACCCUAAUUCUCGAGGAGCAGCUGGUACUACUUCUAAUUUUGCCAACAAUAAUUCCGUAACCAAUGCCGUUGAUGUUGGAGCCAAGCUAUUUGUGGGCAACUUGGACCCAUUGAUUGAUGAACAAUACUUGCAUGAGACAUUUUCCAAGUUUGGAACCAUGGUUAGACCUCCAGUGGUUAUAAGAGACUCUGAAACUGGCGAGUCAAAACGUCAUGGAUUUCUUACUUUUGGUGACUUUCAAACGACAGACUCAGUCAUAGAGAAAAUGAAUGGAGCAGUGCUUAUGAACGCGCUGAUUUCCAUCGACUAUGCAUUCAAAGAAGACCCUGCUAAUUCAAAUCAAAAGCGAAUACGCCAUGGUGACAAGGUGGAAAGAAUGCUAGCUGCCAACGUUUCGAGUGCAAAUUAG
Meyerozyma guilliermondii ATCC 6260 is the source of this 690-nucleotide messenger RNA. RefSeq names its product U2 snRNP complex subunit. Gene Ontology annotation, biological process: positive regulation of mRNA splicing, via spliceosome. Gene Ontology annotation, molecular function: RNA binding. Lineage: Eukaryota; Fungi; Ascomycota; Pichiomycetes; Serinales; Debaryomycetaceae. The record is from RefSeq and is a predicted model, not a curated record. Gene Ontology annotation, cellular component: nucleolus; U12-type spliceosomal complex. The coding region runs from base 1 to 690 and encodes 229 amino acids. The transcript has a single exon.